Triticum aestivum (bread wheat) is the source of this 2343-nucleotide messenger RNA. RefSeq names its product receptor-like protein kinase BRI1-like 3. The transcript has 3 exons. Gene Ontology annotation, biological process: protein phosphorylation. Lineage: Eukaryota; Viridiplantae; Streptophyta; Magnoliopsida; Poales; Poaceae. Bases 165 to 2084 code for a protein of 639 amino acids. Gene Ontology annotation, molecular function: ATP binding; protein kinase activity. Gene Ontology annotation, cellular component: plasma membrane. The record is from RefSeq and is a predicted model, not a curated record.
GCCAUACAUACCUCUGCUCUUUCUUCUACAGAUCCAUUCCAUGGCGAUCGGCGCGACCACUAACGAAAGAAGGCUCCAUUGACUCUGCUAUGUUACGGUGUCCAUUCUCCUCAAGUGGUCAAAUUGUCUUCCAACGUUGAAUAAGUUCGCUACUACUUCCAAAGAUGGAUCAUCCAGAAAAUAUAGUAACACAACUUAUCCAUGAAGAGCACAGAUCAAAAUGGAUAGCACGUAGCAAUCAUAAUGUGAAAUGUUUUACAGAAAAUGAGAUAAACAGAUUUACUGACAACUAUAAGACUUUACUGGGUAGAGGUGCCUUCGGAGAAGUUUAUCAAGGAGUCCUUGAGGACAAAAGUAUGGUUGCAGUCAAGAAGUUUAUCUGCAAUGUAAAAGAAGAUUUUGCCAAAGAGUUGCUCGUCCACCGUGAGAUCAAUCACAAGAAUGUCGUCAGAUUAGUCGGCUACUGUAUUGAUGAAAAUGCCCUAAUGGUGGUCACGGAGUAUAUUCCUAAAGGAAAUCUGAGUGACAUCCUUCACGGCGAUAGCAUUCACAUUGCUUUGGAUACACGGCUAAGAAUUGCCAUUGAAUGUGCAGAAGCGUUGGGCUAUAUGCAUUCACAAAUGUAUACUCAGGUCAUUCAUGGUGAUAUCAAGCCUGCUAAUAUACUUCUGGAUGAUGGACUCAGAGCAAAAAUAUCAGACUUUGGAAUAUCAAGACUAGUCAACACUGAAAAUACUUUAUAUACUCUAAAUGUGAUAGGAAGUAUAGGCUACAUGGACCCUCUAUUUGCUCAGAAUGGUCGCCUCACAGCAAAAAGUGAUGUUUAUAGUUUUGGAGUUGUGCUUCUGGAGCUCAUAACGAGAAAAAAAGCAAGAACAGAGAAUGGGGAGAUCGGCUUGGUUGAAAGUUUUAUUCAAUCUCUUUCAAAAGGGUUUAGGAGGGUGAGGGAGAUGUUUGAUCCUGAAAUUGCAACAUCAAGUGACAUGAAGACUGUCGAUGAGAUUGCUAAGUUGGCUGGUAAAUGCUUGAAGAUGGAACUCAACAAACGUCCUGAGAUGUUAGAAGUUGUAGAACGUCUUCGCAAACUUAGAAAAGCUCCACAUCAGGUACAAGGAAGACUAGCUUUUUUUCCUUUGGGGAGGAAAAAUAAACUAGCUCCAGCCGAAACACCAUCACUAGAAAGCAGCAGCAGUACCCAAAAUGUUGGAACUUUUAUUGUUAGGUCGACAGUGGCAGGCCAAUCGUUCGAGCUGGAAGACCUGCUUCGGGGGUCAGCUGAAAUUCUGGGCAAGGGUACCGUCGGGACAACAUACAAAGCAACGCUUGAAGGUGGUUAUGAGUUGGUGGUCAAGAGGCUGAAGGGUAUGCAUUUGCCGAAGGCGGAUUUCGAGCAGCAUAUCACGGUGAUUGGCGCCAUCCAGAACAAACACAUUGUGCCACUACGGUGGUAUUACUAUAGCACGGAAGAGCAGUUGCUAGUGUAUGAUAUCAUCCCCAUGGGUAGCCUGGCAAAAGUGCUCCACGGUGACAGAGACUCCGGCCCAUCUCUGCUGGACUGGGAGCAGCGGUCAGCUAUCUCACUUGCUGCUGCGCGCGGUGUGGAGGCUAUCCACUUAGCUGGACCAUCGAGCUGCCAUGGCAACAUUAAGUCUUCCAACAUUCUGCUCACCGGCACCCACGAUGCAUGUGUGUCGGAGCAUGGCCUGAUAACACUUGGUGUGUAUUCCAGCGCCUCCGGCUACUGUGCUCCUGAGGUCAAUCACAAUAGGUCAGUCUCCCAGAAAGCUGAUGUGUACAGCUUUGGCAUCCUAAUGCUGGAGCUUCUCAGCAGCAAGGCUCCAGCAAAGAGCAUACAGAAUAAGAAGGGACUAGAUUUGGCACGGUGGGUGUGUUCCAUCACACCUGAGGAGUGGACAGAGGAGGUGUUCGACGUGGAGCUCCUAGGACAACAGCAGAAGGACGGAGAAGUGGACUGCAUGUUGCGAUUUCUGCAGCUCGCCCUAAACUGUUGCAGUCAAGAUGCCGACUGGAGGCCUGCAAUGUCUUAUGUCGUGCAGCAGAUCGAGGAGAUCCAACAAUCCUGACCAAGAACCCCGCACAUCAAUUUGAGUGAAAGCUGCUUGGUCGCAAUUGCACUCAAAUCAGUUUGUUAUCCUGGAGAACUACUGUCUUGGAAAAGAAUGUUUUUCAGUGCAAAUUUGUAAUCGAUCGCCUAUCAUACAUGUUAUUGGCAUAAAUACUCUGCAUUAUUCUAUGCCACGCUUAGCUCUCACAAUUUGAAUGCCAUGUACAAAUAUCGCAAAUUUGACAAAUAAGCCUACAAUUAAAUUAAAUUACAAUUCA